AUUUUUUUCAAUCACUCUCAAUCUCUCACACCCUACGAUAUUAUUUUAGGGGCUAUUGAUAAAUUUAAUAACAUCAUUAAAAGUAGAUUUGAAUCCCAACAUUCUAUCAAUAUAUAAGCCUAUGUGACCAAAAAACGCUUGAGAGAUCGGCAAAAUAUUACGAGUGUAUACCUCUAAUGUUGGGUAGUGGCAUCUCGACAGGGAUAUUAAUCUAGGUUAACUAAUCGUAUCAAGAGAAUGUCAACUAGCAAAGUUCUAAACAUCACUCUUCUCAAAUUUUAUCAGUUUGCCGAAUCUUAUUUUGGGAUAUUGCAGUAGAAAGGAUAUCGUACCCCUUCACCCAUUAUCACGAUUACAUUUUGUACAGCGGGGAUAUCUACCUACUAGGUGCCUGGGGAUUUAUAUCAGAAUGGCGUCUCCGCGAGAGUUCAAAUUCACGUCUGGUGGCAAAGAAUAUAUCGACAAGACUAUUAAAAUAUUGACUCCCGCCUUCCAUCAAGAUCCGGUCUUUGCGUGGCUCUUGCAUAAGUGCCCCAUACCCAAACUGCUUUCAAGGCUUUUCCGAGCUUUAUUCAAACAAGCUUCGCUCAAUAAGGCGAUACUAGUCGAGGUAGACGACUUUUCUUGUUGCGGUAUUCUCAUACCGCCGGGGGCGAGACUUGACAACCCAUGGACUAUGUUGAGAGCUGGAUUAAUACCAGCUCUCGUCUAUCUUGGCCCGGGACCUCUAAAGCGAGCUAUUUUUGAUUACCAAGAAAGCAUCCAGUUCCCGAUAGAAAAGGUCUUCACUGUGGAAGAGCUAAAGAAUCACUGGUAUGUGUUCAUCAUGGGAACAUCGGUGGACCACCGUCGACAAGGCUUCGCAAGCGCGUUACUUGCGCACAUGCAAGAACGUGCUAAAAGUGAUGGGCGACCUAUUUGGCUUGAGGCUACUACGGUUCAGUCGCGGGCUCUAUAUUUGAAGCACGGGUUCGAAGCCGUUGGUGAAGUGGUUCUAGGAAUAGGCAAAGUUGGUCCUGACGGCAUGCCAAAGAAGAGUGGGAAAGGGGUUUCGAUUUGGCCUAUGUUCUGGCGACCUUGAAGUGAUAAGGGAUCUGAGUGACUACUAGACAGGUGCCUGUUAUUAUCACUGACAUACAGCGUGAGCCGUUAUGAUGAGUGUUGCUGGCUAUCAAUCGGCUUGUUAAUAGAUUAUGAGUCAUGUACCGAAGACUCGUGCUUUUGAGGAUAGCAGCAUGGACGAGUAGUCGUUGAUCAUGUGGUAGAUAUACCUACCUGAUAGAAAUGUCGUGCUGGAGAGAGUGACACGGAUAUAAUUACUUACCUACUUAGUAGGUAGCUACUCAGCCCAAGAUCUAUAUUAGUAGAAUUUGCCUCGUAGUGGGAACAUACUAAAUGUCAUGUUUAUCUCCUUAACUAGGAGACUGAUAUAUGCCUAGUAGUUUAAGCUUGUAUAUAAAAACGAACAUGUGACGAAUACUUCUAGUAACCACAGUAUGCCUAAGCUGAAGAGCUAAGAUCCACCCAGCCCUACAAUUCUUCAAUUCUUCAACAGGUAGAUACUAGGUUGAUCG
Annulohypoxylon maeteangense is the source of this 1574-nucleotide messenger RNA. RefSeq lists its product as uncharacterized. Bases 410 to 1081 code for a protein of 223 amino acids. Gene Ontology annotation, molecular function: acyltransferase activity, transferring groups other than amino-acyl groups. The transcript has 4 exons. Lineage: Eukaryota; Fungi; Ascomycota; Sordariomycetes; Xylariales; Hypoxylaceae. The record is from RefSeq and is a predicted model, not a curated record.